This is a messenger RNA of Sorex araneus (European shrew), 1281 nucleotides long. It is a transcript of the gene SDHAF4, whose product is annotated as succinate dehydrogenase complex assembly factor 4. The record is from RefSeq and is a predicted model, not a curated record. NCBI's taxonomy places the organism in Eukaryota, Metazoa, Chordata, Mammalia, Eulipotyphla, Soricidae. The transcript has 3 exons. Gene Ontology annotation, cellular component: mitochondrion. The coding region runs from base 129 to 452 and encodes 107 amino acids. Gene Ontology annotation, biological process: mitochondrial respiratory chain complex II assembly.
CAGCAGGCCCCGCCCCGGCGGCCUCCGGAGGCCCCGCCUCGCUAGGGACCCGCCUCUCCCCGAGAAACCCCGCUGAUCGCGCUGGCCCUUCCCCCGCUAUCUGUGCAGAUUCUGCUGGUGCCAAGGCCAUGGCGGUGUCGCGGCUCGCCUGGCUGCUGGGCCGCGAACCGGACGCCGUGUGGAGAGCGGCAAGAUUAUCCGUACUUUGUCAUUCUUUGAGGAAAAUGGGUUCUCAAGGAGGAAAGCCUGAACUCAUCAAACAAUCCCUUAAGAAACCAAAGUUACCAGAAGGUCGCUUUGAUGCACCCGAAGAUUCCAUUGUAGAGAAAGAACCAUUGACAAAAUUUCCAGAUGAUAUUAAUCCUGUUACCAAAGAAAAAGGCGGACCCAGGGGCCCAGAACCGACCCGAUAUGGGGACUGGGAACGAAAAGGACGCUGUAUUGAUUUUUAAGCCAUAUAUUAUUUUACUUCAGUAUCUUUUUCAAAAUAUGUAUAUCUACAUUAAAUUAUUUCUGCUUAUCUAUUUAUUUGUAGCAUUUGACUCACAUAUGUAAUGACUUUGGAAGAAAAUACGUUGCUAUAAAUUAGGAAAAUAUUUUUAUGUUCACACACAGUUUUAAUUUAAAUGUGUUGAGAUAUAUGAGUGGUGGUUAGAGCUACAAACGUUAUUAUGAUCCAGUUUAAUCUGUUGCUUAUAAAAUUCAGAUGUAAAUAAAACAAUAUUUUUUCAUGAUUAUGUUGUUAGAUAAUGAUGACUUUGGGGGUAGGGGCUGUGGGAGAUUGAAGGCUACUCCUGGCUCUGUGCUUGGGGGUUGCUUCUGAGUGAUUGAAGUACAGUUUAGUGCUGGGGAUUGAACCGGAGUCAGCUGCAUGCAAUGCCUUGUACUGUCUCUCAGGCCCUGGUAAUAAUGACUUUAAAUGUGAGCUAAAUAGUACAUUACAGGCUAUUGUGACAAUAGAAAAUCUUGAAGAAAAACUUGAAGACAGAUUUCUUGGGUUUAAAUCUAGUAGUAGAAUACUUAAUAGGCAUGUAAGUAAUAGAAACUUGGGUAAAUAACCUCAUCUCUGUAUCAUAUUUUACUUCAUAAGGCAGUGAAAAGAUUAAAUAAAGAAAUAUUGUCAAUUGUUUGAAUUACUGCAGAAACAUAAUUUCUCGCUAAGUGUUAGCUAUUCUUAAAUCAUAAAUGUAUUGUUUGAUUCCCAAGGCUUUCGUGGAGAAAAAUAUUAAGAAAAAAAGUUUAAUAACUGAAAUUGAUAGUUAAUAAAAAAAAUCAAAGGAU